CAAAAGUUGAAUAUAGGCUUCCUUGAUUUAAGGGCUCAAUCAUUGUGACCUACCCAUUCCCAAGACUAUAAAUAUGCCUUUAUGGGGAUGGAGUAGGAAGGCCUUUUAGUGAAAAUUCCAAUUGCGCGUAGAAGAGAAAUACCCACAGAAGUUUUACGCUAAAGCUUCCAAGCUUCCUUAUCAUUCUGUAAACUUCUUCUUCAUCAAUGAAAGGCUUCAUUCACCCAUUUUGAGCUCCAUUUCCAUAUAUUUCUAGUGUAGAAAUAGGGACCCAACAUAAUGGUAUGUUGAGCAUAUGUAUGUCGGCACGUAUGGCAGGGUUAGGGAACCAAAGACGACAGACCACGUUCUUUCACCGUCCCUGGGGUAUUUUGGUGUAUUCCACAUGAGCUUCACGAAGGGGCCGGGUUACGCUUUCCUCUUCAUCCCUUCAUUAUUGAGUAUCUUAACAAAGUAGGUCUCCCACCGGCCUUGUCAACGCCGAAUAGCUAUUCGUUGAUCGUCAAUUUUUUGAUCUGAUGCAGUGAGUUGGGGUUCAGGCUGAUGAUAAACCUCUUCAUGAACCUGUAUCAGAUCGGCUGAGGGAGCCACAAGAACUUUGCCAGCUACGCCAACCUCCAACAAACGGGGGAGAAGGUAAUUUUUGGAUUUGCCAACAUCUAUUCAUGGCUUGAAAGCCAAGUUUGUGUCAGUGACCCUUGGAGGGACCGUGUUCUUUCCGUCCAUCGGCCACUUCAGGAUCUUUAACCUUCAUUCUCCCAUGACGAAUGCAACGAUCGAGGACCAGGUUGAGCGAUUCCUGAGAGGAUGGGGUGGGAGGAGCGUGAAAGACUAUAUCACUGAGUAUAAGAUGGCAACCCAUGGCUUUUUCAAAUAUUAUAUUGUGGAGAUGUAGAUGAUGGAUUCUACCCGUGGACGGAGUGGUCUUAUGAGGAGGCUGAUGGCCCGUUUGAGGGGGUUACCGGCCCCCGCGGUUAAAGGGUGUUCUUCGUCUUGUGUGUUGCUUUCGUUUAUUUGUUUUUUAUUUGGCUGUUUGUCUCUUGCAGAUUUCAAGAUGAAUUGUUUGUCGUUUAUGGCUCAAGCAGCUAAGAAGGUGCAGGCCGAGCUGGAGGCUGUCAGUGGCGUUGAGGGGUGUACGCAGCCUUCGGCCAUGGCGGCCAGACCAGAUAUGACUCCGCUAAGAACCCUCCUGUUGCAAAAAAGAAGAAGAGGCCGGCUACGGGUGACGGCUAAGAAACUUUAACCGAGGUUGGUUUGCAACCCCCAAAGUUCACCAAGAGGCCGAAGAAGAGCCAGGAUUCAACCGUAGUUAUUCAGGAGAUGGACGAGUCGCAUCACGAUCAGAACGUGGUUGUGAUUGAAGACCUUACUAUUGCGUCAUCAUAUGGUGCUCCUGUGAAGCCUCCUCCUUUGGACAUGGAGGUUCCGUCUGCCAGUGUUGGGAGCGGUUGAGGAAAGUCCGACGGUCUUGUUGAGGUCGUGGCGCGUUCUCCCGUUAAGGGGGCCUCUUCAAUGAAGUAUUGAAUGCUUAUGACUUGGUUUCUCAGGUUGUUCCUAAGGAGGACGGAGCGAACUUCACUCGCCUGAAGGGGGUCCGUCUUUACGACGGAACGAUGGACAACAUCAUGUCUGUAGGUUCCGAAUUUUGUACUUGGUGAUAUUUUGUCAUUUUUCCUCUCUUCCUAAUCAUGUGUUUAUACCAUCGAGGAUGUUUUUAUUCUGAUAGUGCAUAAGAAGAAAAAAGAAGCAGAGAUCUCCCGAUUGAGGGAGCUUGAGAAGAAGGUUACUUCGGCCGAAGUACGGAGCAGCUGCAGAUUGAGUUCAACAAUAAGCAAGUAGGCUGAGAGUUCUUAGGUAGAUGAAUGUAAGCCGUAAGCCGUAAAGGAACUUACACGUAACGAAAAUCACGCUCCCGCUGCCUUAACUAGAGUUGGGAAAAUAUUAAC
Cuscuta epithymum is the source of this 1946-nucleotide messenger RNA. Lineage: Eukaryota; Viridiplantae; Streptophyta; Magnoliopsida; Solanales; Convolvulaceae. The record is from the annotation of a GenBank genome assembly.